AAUCUACUAUAUAUCAUCCAUUUUUUUUUUUUUUGGUCUUUAUUAUUACAUCACAACUAUACAAUGAUAGAACCAGCCUCAGCAUGGGAAGUGACGGUAUCAAGUGAUGGAGAACGUAUUCUUUGCAAGGCACAUAAUAAGGAACAGUGUGAACACUGCCAAGUGGACUGGACACAACACAAUCAGUUAGCGACGACGUUAAAACAAGUCAAAGAACUUCCUUCACCCAAUACACCCAAUCCUGUCCGUAAUGCACAAGUGAAUCGACUCAAGGAAGAAGGCAACAAGUAUUUCAAGCAAGCUAACUAUACAGAAGCGAUUCGUUUCUAUGGGAUGGCGGUGGAUCUUUCUUGGUCUCGCCCUCUAUGGGAACCCUUGGCCUUCCAGUACGUACGUGAAGAACUAUCUCCCAUCUUAUCCAAUCGAUCCGCUGCACACCUUGCCCUCAAGAAUAAUGUCGAUGCCUUGGUGGAUGCUGAGAUGGUCACUCGUCUCAAACGUGAAUGGAGCAAAGGUUGGUUCCGCAAAGGUAAAGCACUCUUGGCCAUGACAAGGUUUGAAGAUGCUUCUGAGGCCUUCCAAACUGGUUUACGCUUUGAUCAUGAAAGUGAAGAAUUACAAAAGGCUCUGGCUGAAGUCGAUCAAUUACAGAAAUCAAAUCAACAAUAAUAAUAUAUAUAUAUGGUUUUGAAAAUGGGAGGGGUUUUGUUUUUUCUUUAAGUCAAUGCAUGGAUGUUAAUUGUUGAAUUUUAUAUAUCAAUAAAACAGAUUAUUUAACCAUCAGUAUA
This is a messenger RNA of Halteromyces radiatus, 788 nucleotides long. RefSeq lists its product as uncharacterized. Bases 64 to 669 code for a protein of 201 amino acids. NCBI's taxonomy places the organism in Eukaryota, Fungi, Mucoromycota, Mucoromycetes, Mucorales, Cunninghamellaceae. The transcript has a single exon. The record is from RefSeq and is a predicted model, not a curated record. Gene Ontology annotation, molecular function: Hsp90 protein binding.